Molecule: messenger RNA, 801 nt
Organism: Closterium sp. NIES-65
Lineage: Eukaryota; Viridiplantae; Streptophyta; Zygnematophyceae; Desmidiales; Closteriaceae
Source: the annotation of a GenBank genome assembly
AUGAGCGGCAUUGACAUCACGAGGAGCUUAGAAGACGUAUCAGGGGACGGCAACGACGGCGAGUCAGACGACCACGUGGUGCGCCUCAAGUUCAAAGAUGACAACCACACACGCGACUGGGAAGGCGGGCUGUGCCAGUGCUGGUACCACGACACACUGCCUCUCUGCGCCAUCACCGCCGUUCUCCCCUGCAUCACCUUCGCAAGGAUUGUGAAUCGCGCUCGGCUAGGCGACGGGGUUAGAGCCGGUGUGCAGUUUCUCGUGCUGUUUCUUCUCGUGGGGUUUGUGACGUUUUUCUUUCAGAUUGUCGGGGGAGGGUGGCAGGAUGCGGAGGGGAAGCUUCAGAUUUCCGGCUGGGCGUUGUUCUUGCAGAGUGUGGCAAUGUGGGAUUCUGUUAUGGCUUCUGGCUUGAGCGGAAGUGGAGGAGGGGUGAGAGGCGAGGCUGUUGGGGGUGGGGAUGAGGAAGCAGGGGCAGCAGGUGGGGGAGGGGGUGCAUGGGAAGGAGGCAUGCAAGGGAACGACUGGGGAGGGUCGUGGGGAGGGCACGGUGUGUGGGAGAGGGUUAGGAACUGGAGCGGGGGUGAUAAUGGAUGGAGAGGGGCAGGGUGGGGUAGCAUGGGGGCGGGGAGUGAGAGGGUGGGUAGUGGUGCAGGGAGCAGUGGGAGAGGGGCAGGGGAGGUGGAGAUGGGGGAGGGGGAGGAGGAGAUGAAGACGGGAGGAUUGGUGCUGUUCUCGAUGCCUGCCAGAUGGCAACCCACCACGUCAGCUUGGCACCCCACCACCACUGAUGUGGAGAUUUGA